Messenger RNA from Penaeus monodon (black tiger shrimp), 501 nucleotides. RefSeq names its product tRNA (uracil(54)-C(5))-methyltransferase homolog-B-like. Gene Ontology annotation, biological process: RNA processing. Gene Ontology annotation, molecular function: RNA methyltransferase activity. Bases 1 to 486 code for a protein of 161 amino acids. The transcript is spliced from 5 exons. The record is from RefSeq and is a predicted model, not a curated record. Lineage: Eukaryota; Metazoa; Arthropoda; Malacostraca; Decapoda; Penaeidae.
AUGGCGUCGGAGAUAAUGGAAGAUCUGAGGAAGUACUACUUUGAUGGAGAGGGAUCUGAGUUCGAGCUGGACUCCCUGUAUUUACAAGCUUGUAUAUCACAUGCACUUGUGAAAAAGUCCUUUCGACUAGUAGGAGGGCAAAAAUACAUCACAGAAACCUGUCAGGAUUUGAAGUUUCAAAUCUCACCUGAUUCAUUUUUCCAGGUAAACACAAAAGGAGCAGAAACAUUAUAUAACACAGUGAAGGAGAUAGCUGAAGUCUCUCCUAUAACAACCCUUCUUGAUAUCUGUUGUGGGACGGGAACUAUAAGUCUGGUUAUGGCACCACAUGUCAGAGGGACUGUGGGCAUUGAGGUUGUCACUGGUGCUGUGGAUGAUGCAAGGAUGAACGCCAAAGAAAACAAUAUGGAAAAUGCUUCCUUCUUAGCAGGCAAAGUAGAAAAGGUAAAGCAAUUCAUAAUACUCAUGGGUUUGCUUGCUACAUGAUAGCCUAAAUACUGU